Perca flavescens (yellow perch) is the source of this 2241-nucleotide messenger RNA. Its product is annotated as SWI/SNF complex subunit SMARCC2. The transcript has 9 exons. Lineage: Eukaryota; Metazoa; Chordata; Actinopteri; Perciformes; Percidae. Bases 1 to 2241 code for a protein of 746 amino acids. The record is from RefSeq and is a predicted model, not a curated record.
AUGUCUGUGGCUUGCACAGUGACGAAAAAGCUCGCAGGUACCGCUGAAGACACGGCCGCCUGGGUUACCAACGUGGGUAACGAGCACGGGCAGGUCCUCAUCAGUGUCCUCACCUGCUCCGAGGGCCUGUCCCCCAUGGCGGUCGGGUUGAUGAGGCGGUACCGACUCGCCGGGGUACGUCCCCCCCAGCUGAUCUACGUGGAUCGUGACUGCUGCAGCCGAGACGGCGUGUCGAAGACAGCUGCCUUGUUUCAGGAGUGGGGACAGCUCGUGGUGAGACUGGACACCACAGAGACCCAAGAGCUGUACGCCCCCUUCAUGAGGCAGCUGUCUCACUGCAUCUUCGAGGUGGACUCAGGAGAUGCCCGCCGUCUCACUGAGGCUAAGCGGUCCCAGCUGGAGGGGCAGCACGGGAUGGUUGGCCUGACUGACGCCGAGGUUGUCAGGAGGAUCACCAGGGAGGAGUGGAGGCUCCACUGUCGUCGUCGGACACGAAAUUUGGAGGACGCAGAGGCCCCACCUCAGCUGCAUCCAGGACCCACCGGGCGUGCAGCUGUACACCCAGACGGAGUCAGCCUGCCCGUUUAUCGCUGCGCGAGGGGCUCCACAUCUCUGGAGUCCUUCCACCUCCACCUCAACCGCUUCAUCCCAGGGACGCGAGCCAGUGCUAUGCACUUCCAGGCGUUCCUGGUCGAUGGACUGACGAGGUGGAACGAGGACCGCGCAGCAGCAGCUGCACCCCCGGUCGCGGCUGAGGAACAGGUGGGACCUCUGCACUCCUACAGUGGCCACCUCAAGCACGUCCUUAACCAGAAGAGCCAACGGGUGCUUGGCCUUCCCAUGGUUAAGGACUUCACCAAGCCUGCUGAGUACACAGGGGAGCUCAUCGGGGUUGAGUACCUGUACCAGCAGACAGGCAGAGUGCUUGAGGUUGUCAGCUUGGACCCUGACACUCCGGACGAGGCUGCUGCCAUCGAGUCCCUUGGGGAGGACGAGGACGAGGGUAUCGGGGAGGACGUUGAGGCACCCCCGUCUGAGCCAUCCGGUCCGGCCGCCCCUCUGCGACGUGCCUCUGCCGAGGCCCCUGAAGAUCCUGCUUCCACGCAGUCCUCCUCAGAGUCUGAGGAGGAGAUGGAGGGGCCUGAUGGUCAGCCAGGAUACCAGCAUGUCCUGAGGCUGGCCGAGGCCCUGCUGGAAGCACGGAGCCUUCUGGGGCUUUCUAACAAGAGGGUAGACAGACUCAUCGUGCUCUGGAAUCGCCUGCCAGAGCACGACAGGGGGCGAGUCGUCUACCCUCCCAGAUGCCGGGAGAGGCAGCUUAAGGGGCGGUUCAAGCAAGGGAAGGGGAUAAACACCCCCUUCCCUGGAAAGGAGAGUCUCCAACGCUCUCUUCUCGGACCGUACUCGGGCACUGCAAGCUGGCCCAGCGCCAGUCGCCUGGUGGAGGCCAUUUGCAUCCAGCUCUGCCGGCUCUACCCUUCGGACACGCGGGUUUUAGGGGUCAAGAGGACUAGGUGGUCCUUGGUCCUCUCGGACUACGUGGCCAUCAGAGCGGCAGUGCUGGCCAGCCCGAGGCUGAUGGCUCAGACGGACAUCCAGCUCUUUGAGCUAAACCAGAGGACCCUGUCCAAGUGGUUCUCUCAGCGCCAGAAGCAGCAGGAUCAGGCUGUGCUGCUGCAGGCAACUGGCGUCGUGCCUGUGGCAGCACUGGCUGGGGAGCCUCUGCCUCCUGCAAAAGGGCUGUCCUGUGUCCAGGCGGGACAAGGACAGCCCUUUCACUUCAACGUCCCCGAGGAGCAGCCCGGCCCCUCAACAACAGGACUGCCCGCUCCUCCUCCUCCUCCUCCUCCUUCUCCUCCUCCUCCAGAUGGGGAGCAACCAGGACCCUCAUCUGGGGGCCUACGCGACACUCCUCGACCACUGCUCCCGGGUCCUCCUCCUCCUCCUCCUCCUCCUCCUCCUCCUGCACCACUGACUGUGCCCAGGACAACGGCGUACAGGAAGAGGAAGGCGGCCGAGGCUGCCGCUGCAGGGCUUGGACCACCGCCCGGGAGCAAACCCCGCCGGCAGAUAAUGCAGUACAUCUGCCGAUUGUGUGGCCAGUCCAAAAGGCUGGAAACUGGACACACACGUGUGGGAGGCGUGGCGUACUGCGCAACUGUCGGCGGGAAAUCGGUGGAGGAGUGGACUGCGGAGAGGAAGAGGGAAAUGGCCAGAGAACCAGGGGGCCCAGGGCUGUGA